Molecule: messenger RNA, 520 nt
Organism: Rosa rugosa (rugosa rose)
Lineage: Eukaryota; Viridiplantae; Streptophyta; Magnoliopsida; Rosales; Rosaceae
Product: protein LITTLE ZIPPER 1-like
Exons: 2
Coding region: 1-321 (106 amino acids)
Source: RefSeq, a predicted model, not a curated record
AUGUGUAGGAACUCCUCAGAAAUGAUUCCAUACAGUCCUCUGCACUCUUCUUUCCGCCUCCGACGGCCAUCAAAGCAUCACAGCUUUCGCGUUCACCGCCUAAUCAACAGGAGGAGAUCAAUUACAAAAGAAGCAAAAGAGAAGGAGAUGGAAAUCAAGAACCUGAAGUUGUACAUGGAGAAUAAGAGCAUAAUAGAAGAGAAUAACAAGUUGAGGAGAAAAGCACUUCUCCUUGUCCAAGAGAAUCAAGCUUUGUUUUCACAGCUCCAACAGAAAAUCUCAGACCAUGCAUGCAGUGCUACUAUGAAACAAGAUCACUAAAACAUAUUAUAUAUAGCUUAAUUUUGCAAUAGUAGUUAACAAGGAGUAGUAGGGGCCAUGGCUUCAUUUUGUUUUUUCAUCUCCUUGUUGGGGCCUUGGGGGAAAUCUAAUGUCUCAUCAUCUUUCCCUACCUCAGUUCGGCCUUUUUCUUCUUUCCAUCAAUUCUGGUUGGGCAAAAAUAAAAGGGAGCCAUUGACGA